Molecule: messenger RNA, 1611 nt
Organism: Penicillium digitatum Pd1
Lineage: Eukaryota; Fungi; Ascomycota; Eurotiomycetes; Eurotiales; Aspergillaceae
Product: Mannosyl-oligosaccharide alpha-1,2-mannosidase
Source: RefSeq, a predicted model, not a curated record
AUGGCAUCUCACCAUCUUCGUAGGAACACAUCAGAGGUAUGGGAGCACAUGAAUCUUGUCAAAUAUGACACUGAUGCUUCCAAAACAUCGAGAAGCGAAAACACCCGCUUGGAGGAGGAGCUCAUAACGGCACCUCUAUUCUCACUCUCCGCUUGUGAAACCCUGGAUACCGAGCACACUAUCAACAGAACAUUGUACCCACAAUAUGGAUUGCUUGGUAUGCGCAAUCGAUCUUCCAGCAACGCACUGACACAAGAGGAUCUUGUGUACGCCAACGUCUCAGCGCCAUGGUCUGCGUUCAUCUGCGGCAGUCAAGGAAGUGGCAAGAGUCACACUUUGUCCUGCCUGUUGGAGAAUGCAUUGAUCGCAUCCUCCCCCGCUGGUAGAUUGUCGUCACCUCUGGCUGGACUUGUCCUUCACUAUGACAACUUCACAGCCUUUUCCAGCACCCAGCUGUGCGAGGCGGCCUAUCUGUGUUCUUCCGAAAUUCCUGUCCGAGUUCUCGUGUCGCCAACAAAUUACCUUGCUAUGAAAAAGGCAUAUAGAACACUGGCAGGUGGUUCGAAAAUGCUGAAGGUUCAGCCACUGUAUCUGCCCCAGAAGGAUCUGAACAUUGCCAUGAUGAAGACCCUGAUGGGCAUUAGCAACAGAACUGAGCAGCCUCUCUACAUAGAAGUUGUCAUGAAGAUUCUUCGGGAUAUGGCCAUCGCUAACCAGGGCAAAUCCGGAUUUGACUACACCGCAUUCAAGCUUCUUCUGCAGCGGGAAAAGUUCUUGAAAGGCCAACUUAUGCCUCUCAAUAUGCGCUUGGAAGUCCUAGAAUCAUUUUUUGAGCCUGGAUCUGUGCCUGGUGCAAUUCCCAAUGCAUCGAAGCCAAAUGAUGCUGGUGAUGCCUGGAAGUUCCCCCCCGGCACUUUGACCAUCAUCGAUUUGAGCUGCCCGUUUGUUGGCCAAGAGGAUGCGUGCGCUCUGUUCAACAUCUCGGUUUCCUUGUUUUUGAAGAACCGCCAGGACACGGGUCGUAUCAUUGCUCUCGAUGAGGCCCAUAAGUUCAUGACUUCAACUUCACCUGAAGCCGCAGACUUGACGGAGACACUGCUAUCUGUCGUCCGCCAGCAGCGACAUCUGGCCGCGCGAGUGAUGAUAGCAACGCAGGAGCCAACUCUAGCGCCGUCCCUCCUUGAGCUUUGCAACGUGACAAUUAUUCAUAGGUUCUCGUCCCCGGCUUGGUUCACGGCGAUCAAGUCACACAUCGCGGGAGCUGGAAUUGAAGAGCAUGGCCGAAACACCACUGCCUCGUCGGCCAUCUUUCAAAAGAUUGUUCGUUUGCCGACUGGCGAGGCUUUGGUGUUCUGUCCAACAGCCCUGCUAGACAGUGUGAAGCAAAGCGACCAGGAGAAUGAGGAACUCUCAAGUGUUACCUCUUCCAGUCGGCCAGAUACUCCAGAUGACCCGGUCUCUGUAGAUAGCGCUCAGAUUACAUCGACGGACUCAGAAUCUCAAGAUGAGCCUACUUUCCAUGGGGUCAUUCGGCUCGGAACGGCAUAUGCGCACAUUCGAGUUCGGAAUAGGAUCACCGUUGACGGUGGUCGCAGCAUGCUUCAGCGUUAA